AUGUUCUGUACAGUUUCUUGUUCUUCUUACAAGUGGAUUUUCAUGGCAUCACAUUUUCUCGUAUCUAUCUAUCUAUCUAUCUCAGUCUGUCCCUUAUCUAUCUAUCUAUCUAUCUAUCUAUCUAUCUAUCUAUCUAUCUAUCUAUCUAUCUAUCUAUCUAUCUAUCUCAGUCUGUUCAUUAUCUAUCUAUCUAUCUAUCUAUCUAUCUAUCUAUCUAUCUAUCUAUCUAUCUAUCUAUCUACUUUUUACACUGAUAUGCUGCCCUUCAUUUGCAUUCCUUAUUUUCUAUGUGCUUGUUUUUCUUAUUUCUCAUUGUUACCAUUUCUUCAUUUUAAGUUUCUUCUGUUUCUUCUUCCUUUUCAUUUUCUCUUUUUCACUCUUGUUCCUCUUUUUAGACUUCGUUUUAUUUGUUCUAUAUUUUCGAUUUUCACCUUUUCCUUCGUUCUUUUUCUUUUAUUUGCUCUUUCCUUUCUCUCCACUCACUUAAUAUCCGUAUUUUCUUUUCCAUUUCCUUCCAGCGAAAAAUCCCUUUUUAGCGUUUUCAUUUUAGCUCCAUCUUUUAAAGAAUUUUAUUUCUCCCCAGACCUCAUAUAUAUGUUAUUACUUUCCUCGCUCUUUCCUCACUUACUUUAUUCGCCAUUUGCUUCUUUACUUAGCAUCUAUUUCAGUUUAGUUUUCUCUUCGUUCUUAUUCUCCGUCCCUCCUAUUUUCUACUCGACUUUCGUUUUUUAUUCGAUUCUUCUUACUGUUUUCCUGUGGCAAUAUUCAAACUUAAUUUCUUAA
This is a messenger RNA of Acanthosepion pharaonis, 783 nucleotides long. Lineage: Eukaryota; Metazoa; Mollusca; Cephalopoda; Sepiida; Sepiidae. The record is from the annotation of a GenBank genome assembly.